Molecule: messenger RNA, 1637 nt
Organism: Menidia menidia (Atlantic silverside)
Lineage: Eukaryota; Metazoa; Chordata; Actinopteri; Atheriniformes; Atherinopsidae
Source: the annotation of a GenBank genome assembly
AUAAAUCUCUCCACCACUGACAGCGUAUCCCACACCGUGGACAAGAAUGUGACCCAGGACAGAGCCUCCUACUCAAAAAGCGAUUUGUUGUUCCUCUGCCACAUGACCGAAACGCAUGGUGGCAAUUUCAAGCCUUUAUGGCUCACAUUUGAAUGCUCAAACUCUCUCCGGCUGGAGGACAGCACACCGCCAUCUUCCUCUCUCACAUCCGACCACGCCGAACUCAUUUCCACUCGGAGUCUUUGAGGGAAAGGACCAGCAGACAUGGACAGGUACAAUCUGGCCUGGACGUUGGCGUUUUUUCUCCCGGUUUUCUCGGCUGUUGUGUUGGCUACAGGCCCUCUGACGGAUUUGGAAAAUAUCGCAGGGAAGCUAGUUUUCUAUCAAAUGGAAGGAAACGCCACCUUUGUGAGAGACACCGGAGAGCUGGCCUCCGACGUUCCCACUGAGACCAUGUUUGAACUGUUUGAUCCCCAAAAGAACUUCAGCACCGCAAAGUUCACCUACACCUGGGACCUCGGCAACGGAAAAGUGAUCCAGGGGACUGAGCCUGUCGUCCGCUACCUGUACUCAGAGUCAGGGAACUACACGCUGCAGCUGAAAUUAGGAGUGAACAUGGCCAAAUACACCCCCCCCAUCACUGGGGUCUACUCGAUGGAUGUCCAAGUGCUUGAUGCCAUCAAAAGCAUUGAGCUAAAGGGGCCAUCGGACUACAAAGUGUCUCAGAACACCAGUUUGGCUUUUCAUGUCGAUGGAAGUCCUCCAAUGUGGGUGUGCUGGCGUUUCCUCACCAACUGCGUGCCUGACGUGUCGGGGGGGUGCACGCUCACCAUGCUUUAUGAGAACACCCUGCGGCUAAACCACACCUUCACCUCCGCCGGAGUCCACUGUCUGGACAUCAGCGUCCGCAAUGACAUCAGCAAGCUGCAGACCUCCUUCAGCCUCUACGUCAGGAGUAGCUAUAACACCCACUUGUUCUUCAUGCUGUCGUGCGCCGCCAUUCUGGUGGCGACCUUCUCCUUCAUCAUCGUCAUCGCCUGUCGUCCUCGCCACAGCAGCAGGACACAGAUCGCCACGUCCAGCAACGCCAUGUUUCUCAAGGACCAAGACUCUGAGGGCCAGAGCAAAAUCCUUUUGAAGUUCUCUGGUGUGGGGAGAGAGGAGAGAGAGCCGCUCAUCUCCCAGCAUGGGACCCAGUACAGCUCCUAAUCAUCACGCUGCUCCUCUGGCUGCUCUCUGCCCAUGUGCCAACCUUUAAGAUUAGUCCGUUUGCAUGUCCUCUUGCUUUUUUAGGUGUAAAAAUGCACAGCUAAACCGUGCAAAGCUGUCGCUGACCUGUGCCGGGGUCAAUCUUUGAUGCUUUUGUCACCACUGUUCAGUGAGCCAAGAGGAUACUGUCUAUCUUUCCUGCGACGGCAUCAAUUUAUUAAUGGGUUGCACUGUUCAGGUUGACUUUUGAAUAGACUCAUGAUAAAUUCAUAGCUCAAGUUCAAGUUAUGUUUAAACUAUGAGAGUUAAUUUAUGCAGGCUGUGAAUAGACUGAACUGUACAUCAAUUUCUGUUUUUCAGAUUUAAUAUUGAUGUAUAAAUACGUUGUUUUUGCCUUACAUAAUAAACAACCUGAUAUCUUAGUUGGA